Lodderomyces jiufengensis is the source of this 2544-nucleotide messenger RNA. RefSeq lists its product as uncharacterized. Gene Ontology annotation, biological process: SCF-dependent proteasomal ubiquitin-dependent protein catabolic process. The transcript has a single exon. Gene Ontology annotation, cellular component: SCF ubiquitin ligase complex. The record is from RefSeq and is a predicted model, not a curated record. Gene Ontology annotation, molecular function: protein binding. The coding region runs from base 1 to 2544 and encodes 847 amino acids. NCBI's taxonomy places the organism in Eukaryota, Fungi, Ascomycota, Pichiomycetes, Serinales, Debaryomycetaceae.
AUGGAGCAAUCAGAGAAUCAAAAGGAAUUACCAUUAUUACCAAUUGAAAUUAUACAUAAAAUUAUUAACUACUUAAAUGUCAUAAACAAUGAUCAAUAUCCUUUUCAAUUUAAUCAUAUAAACUAUUUAUUAAAAAUACCUAUUAUACAAACUUAUGUGGCACAAAUCACUUUACCAAUAUUAGAAAUUAAUUCAAAACAUUAUAUUAAAAAAUUUUACAAAACAAAUGAUAAUAACCUAGAUGAUGAACUUCAUAGUAAAGUCAAGAACUUCAGGUCAAGUUAUCAACUAAUCAGUUUUUUAAAAAAACUAAAUUAUGUUCCUCAUAAAAUCAUUUGUUCAUUGAAAGAUGCAUUGGAGAUUUUUGAAUCAAAUUUAUUUAAAAACAACAAGACUUUGAUAAAUCAAAUUAUAUUCGAAAUAAGUAUUGAUAAAAAUGACACCGUGGAAGCAAUGAAUAAUUUUUUACAAGUGGUACCACAAAUCUUCAAAUUGAACAUGAUAGGGGGAACUCAAUUACUCAAUUAUGAACCAGCCAUAUUAAACAGAGUUCAACAUUUGACAUGUCUUUUAAAAGAUUCUAAGUUCUAUUUACCAAGCCUUCCAAUUAAUUUACAAACUUUAUCAAUCUCAAAUUAUCAACCAGGUUUUAAUGAAGUACCCAGAAACUUAACUAAAAUUAGACUUGUGGAUACUAAUAUAAAUGAUCUAAUGUUACCAAUAACUAUAAAAGAAAUCCAAUUAGAAGAUCUAAAAUUAAGUCAUUCAAGAGUAAAUUUAUCACAAUACCAAUAUUUGAAACUGUUCACAUAUAAGGGGAAUUUAGAUAGUAAAAAAAUCUUACAAUUAUCAAAAUUUGAAUUACCGACCACAUUAAAAAACUUAACAAUUCAAUGUUCAAAUAUAUAUGGAUUAGAUAAUUUAUUAAGUCAUAAAAAUUUACGUAAAUUGAAACUAAUCGAUUGUCCCAAUUUAUCAUUAUUUUUCAAAUAUAAAUUCCCCGAUAAUUUGGAAGAACUUGAAUUUAGUUUUAUAAAUUGUCAAUUGAAUAUUCCACAAGAAGAUUUUUUUGUUUCAGAUUUUUUAAUACCAGAUGAAUCCUCACCUUUACAAACUUUCAGAGAUAGGUCAGGUACUUACUUGAUUGUUGAUCAAGAUUUUAAGUUACCUCAACUGCUAAAGAAGUUGAUUUUUAAAAAUUUAAGUUAUGUUUGUUUGUCUGUUGAAAUAUAUUUACCAAAUUUGAAAGAACUAUAUAUAAAAAACUUAUCAAACUACAGGAUCGAAAAAAUUCUACAUAAUUGUCAUACAAAUUUAUUUAGUUUAAAUAAAUUAACGAUUUCAAAUUGUGGAAUUGAAGAGAUUAUAGAUUUGAAAUUUCCUCCAAACUUAACAUUUCUAGAUUUAUCUCAAAAUAGGAUAAAAUUAAUCAAGAAUACAAACUUAAAACAUCUACGAAAUUUGAAUACAUUAUCUUUUUUCAAACAUUCAUUUAGUUCAAAUAAUGAUUUUGAACUUCCUUUAGGUUUAAAAGAAUUGGAUUUAAGUUUUGGUUAUUUAAAUUAUUUUAACUUUGUUGAACAAAAAAAUUUGAUGAAUGUGAAUUUAAAUAUUAAACAAGAUUUCAAUUGGCAAGAUUUACCUCCAAGUCUACAAUUUAUAAACAUAAUUUUUCAAGGUCAGAAGAUUCACGGAUCUAUCCUGGAAUUUACAAAUUUAAAAUCAAUUGAAUUAACAUCCUGGUUCAAUAAAUGCAGAGUAGAUGAAGAAUGUUUCAAAAACUUUGAACAACUAAAUAGUUUGCAUGAUAUUUCAUUUAACGGUGUAAAUUUAAAUAACACUGAGUUUAUAUUACCAUCAUCAUUAAAAACUUUAACAAUUUUACAUUCAGCGCAUGACAAUUAUUUGAAUUCAUUCAGUUUGAAACAAUGCAAAUAUUUAGAGUCUUUGAAAUUGAAAAAUAUAAAUGUUGAUGGUUUCAAUUUUGAUGAUCUUUCUCCAACUUUAGAGAAGUUAGAAUUAAUAAAUACAAAAUUCAAUCAAAUUGCGGGCAAUUUGGAUCAUUUGAAGAAUUUACAGAAGUUGAACCUAACAAGUUCAUUUAGCGAGCACUUACAACAAAAUUUGACUAUCCCGAACUCAUUGAAUAUCUUGAUAUUGAAUUACAACCAAUUAGAUUAUGUUCUGACAAUCAAUAAAAUCAUAAAUUGCAAAUCAUUAGAAAGUUUACAUUUAAUAAGAAGUACAAUAUCAACAAAACAUUUUCAAAACUUGUCAAAAACAACUAAAAAUCAAUAUAGUAUUAAUAAUUUAGAAUCAUUCACAGAAGAAAAAUACUUUAAUGAAUUUGGUAUAUCUCAAGAAAUUAAAAACUUGUUUAAUAAUAUUUUUAGAUUAACUUCUAUUUCAACUCCAUUAAAUUUUUUCAUUUAUGAUAUUUUGAAGAGUGGUCGUAAUUUGAAAGACAUAUAUUUGGUUGAUACAAUUGCAAACGUAUUACAAACUGGAUUUAAUAAUGAUAUUAUUAAAGGUGAAUAUCAAUGA